Exophiala viscosa is the source of this 776-nucleotide messenger RNA. RefSeq lists its product as uncharacterized. The coding region runs from base 207 to 614 and encodes 135 amino acids. Lineage: Eukaryota; Fungi; Ascomycota; Eurotiomycetes; Chaetothyriales; Herpotrichiellaceae. The record is from RefSeq and is a predicted model, not a curated record. The transcript is spliced from 2 exons.
ACUCGCGCUCACGAAACGACGGCUUACCAAGUACCAUGGCCGUAGAGUUUGAAGUAGUCAUCCUGUACCGUGCACCUCAAUGUAUAAAAGGACAGUUAGGCACGGCCACAUCUCGCUUCUGUCUGCAUCGCUCAUAGCAUCAUCCCGACAAACAACCAAGCAAGCAAACAAUAUCAUACAGACAACCCAGUCAGGUCAUCGUCACUAUGUCCAAGCCAAUCCCAGUUAUCAUCCUCGGCAAGAUUCCCGCUGAUCAAAGCGCUGUCACUGAAGCGCUCAAACCUGAGUAUGAAGUCGUCAAAAUCUUUGAAAGUGUCGAGGCUUUGGCCGACGGUCUUCCCGCUCUCUUGGAGUCUCCUGACCGCAAACCAGCGGGUGCUUUCAUGGGCGGCAUCUUCACGCCCGAGGAGUUUGCCGCAGCUCGCGCCGUGCCUGGGGCAUCUUCAUUCCCAUGGAUGAGGCCCAUUCGCACGAAGCCUGGAAACGAGCAUAUGAUGACGCCUGCUCACGCCCCGCCUCCAGAUAUGCUCGCUGCAUUGGCCAGGAAUAGCCUCGACACGCAUGAAGAAAUGAUCAAGGAACGAAAGGGCGCGGGUGAGGUCUGGUACUAUUGAGGAAGGGGGACAAGAGGUUGAUAGUCUUGGCUUUAAGGGGAGGAACACUCGUUGGGUAGAGUGGAUCUGUAUUUGUAUCGUCUUGCUCACGUUUGCUGGUCCCGUCUCAAUGUAUUCUUGCAUUAUAUUUGCCAUACUUUUUGUACGCUUUUCGCAAUGUGC